Pristis pectinata (smalltooth sawfish) is the source of this 5572-nucleotide messenger RNA. RefSeq names its product post-glycosylphosphatidylinositol attachment to proteins 6 (gene pgap6). The coding region runs from base 112 to 2403 and encodes 763 amino acids. NCBI's taxonomy places the organism in Eukaryota, Metazoa, Chordata, Chondrichthyes, Rhinopristiformes, Pristidae. The transcript is spliced from 13 exons. The record is from RefSeq and is a predicted model, not a curated record. Gene Ontology annotation, cellular component: plasma membrane.
GUGACGUCACACAGCCCCGUCGACGUCAGAGGGCCUCCUGCGUCAGGGGAGCCGGCUGGCACGGAAGGAGGAAAGUCGGCGGCGAGGCCGAGUCAACGGUCGGUCACCGCGAUGGUGCCGCAGCGGGGGGUGUGCUGGUUCCUGGGCCUCCUCGGGCUGAUGCUGGAGGACGGUUGGGCUCGGCUGGCUGGCCCAACCUAUGUAUCUGAAUAUUACUCUCAAGCUCCACAAAAACUUUCUUUGUAUAGUUGGUAUGGAAGUGCACGUCUAUUUGUCUUCCAAGUGCCGGAAAAUACUGUGCUAAUGAGAUGGAUUUUACAAGCCUCGAAAGGAAAGGGACCGGAAUGCCAAAAUAUUAAUGUUACUGUCCAUUUUCGGGCAGGUGCCCCUCCAGUAAUCAAUCCUUUACAAACCAAGUUUGGAAUAAACACAGUUGCUCUCCCUUCAUUUAACCUCACUAUACCAUUGUCCAGCGAUCAGACCAAUACUUUCUUAAACAUUUCCAAACCUGUUCCAGGUGACUGGUUUGUAGCUGCACACCUACCAAAAGAUGAUGGCAAAAUUGAAGUAAAGGGCUUCUCUGUCAAGUGCUCCUACAUAUUUCAGCCACAGAUGUUUGUUCAGCGAUUGAUUAAUGUGCCUGUUCUUGAACCAAAUACUUCACUUCGGAUGACUGUUUCUCUUCUUCAUCCGGUUGCACACUUGAAAAUUUUUAUUCCUGAAAAUACUGCAGAACUUGCCAUUCAGCUAACAAACUGCACUAUCAACAACCACGCUGUGGAAGCUUGUCCUGUCCGUCUAUUAAUAGGAUCAAAUUCAUUACCUAAUUCUUACUUGAAGAUUCUAAAUUGCAAUGAAAGUGUAAAUUGCAGAAAAAUACUGGACUCUCCGCCUUGGAUGAAAUGGUUGCAAGUCACAGUUGAAAGCAGCAACAAUGACUGGAUUGUCUCCUUUGACAUUGAAGCUUAUUUAACAGUAUGUACACCUGUUGAUAUUGGAUAUCUUCCCACUAUGAAUAAAAACUUCACUCUGUCAAGCAAAAGUUCAGUAACAAACAAUAUGGAUAUGUUUAGAGUAAACAUGAAGAUAAAUAAUACUGAAGCAAUUAAUGAUUGGAAAUCAUGUUUUCAUAAUCAGCCUGUUCUUCGGGAAGCUUUGGAUGUUGAUUCUGUGAGAUUUUUUGUUUUAAAUGGACCAGAUGUUUUUGUCACCUCUGACUAUCCUAUAAUUCUUCUGUUGAACUUGAAUACAAGAAGAGAUAAUGGUGGUACCAUCAUCUUGAACUUGCGGUUAAAUAAGACUUCACUAUCCAAUGAAAACUCAACUGUGUUUGCCUGUUUAAGUGCUGGGUCUCCUGUGAUGUCCCUAGAUGUCAAUUCCAUGAACUGCAGAGAAGCCUUAUCUUGGGGAUAUCUGCUUAAAAUGAAUGCUUCGAUAUUAUCAACAUCCCUUCAUGUUCCUUACCCAGAGACUGACCGUUGGUACCUCACCUUGCAAAUCCUGUGCCCCAAUGAUAAAGGCAGUCAGGUUUGUGUGAAGGAGUCUGCUCGGGUAACUGUAUCAACUGUACUGAGUCCCUGUAUUGGUGAUUGUGGUAUAUAUGGAGAAUGCAGGCUUCUUCGAACUCAUGGAUAUCUUUAUGCUGCAUGUGUUUGUAAAGCAGGCUGGAAUGGAUGGAGCUGUACAGAUGAUACCCAUGCUCUAUCAUACGGACGUCAAUUGCUUGCAACUCUCUUGUUGACGUUGAGUAAUCUCAUGUUCAUUCCACCGACUGUGGUUGCUAUACAUCGCUAUUACUUUGUAGAGGCUGCUGUGUAUCUCUUCACCAUGAUUUUCUCAACGUUUUAUCAUGCAUGUGAUCAACCAGGAAUUGCAGUCUUGUGCAUUAUGGAAUAUGAUACUCUUCAAUACUGUGACUUUCUUGGCUCGGUUUUAUCUGUGUGGGUUACUGUUCUCUGUAUGGCCAAGUUAAAGUCUCAAUUUAAGUAUGUGCUUUUUAUUCUUGGAUCCUUAUUGAUUGCUAUGUCAAUGCAAUUAGAUCGCCGUGGUCUUUGGAACUUACUGGGGCCUUGCCUUGUUGCCCUGGGGAUCAUGGUGGUUGCAUGGGUGUCUCAGUGUGUGAAACGCCGGCAUUGCUAUCCUCCAACAUGGAAGCGCUGGGUGUUUUUCUUAUUGCCAGGAAUAGGUGCAGCAUUGAUUGCUAUUGCUGUAUAUGGAUUUCUGGAGACAAAGGAGAACUAUUAUUACACACACAGCAUUUGGCAUAUUCUUGUAGCUGGAAGUGUGGUAUUUUUGUUACCGCCAGGUAAAAAACACAUAAGCCUGUGGUUCUGGACUCGUAAGCUUACAUGUGGAUACCAGAUUUGUUCUAAUGUAGAAGAAGACUUGUACGUUGUUUGUUGAAUGGGUCAAUUUAGCUAUAUUUGCUUAAUCAGAGGAAACAGAUUAUUUUUAUAAAAAGAAUGUAUUCUUAAAUUGUUUUCAGUUGCUAAACUUUAAAAGCAGUGGUAAAAGAAAUGACCACAAAAUAUGUUUUAAAUUUCUGUAAAAAUGACAAAGUAAUUUAAUUCAUUUUUGACUUUUUUCUGCAAGAUGCCAAAUAGAUUUUUAUACCUAAAAUAAGAGGCAUCAGAUGUUUUAUUUAACAAAAAGGUAGUUGCAUGCACUUGUUUGGUCUAUAGUAAUAUUGGCCAAAACAAUAUAUUACAACUUGAUUAAUUCUAUUUUCUAUUAUUCAGAAUACAAAAGUGUAUUCUUGUUGGAGAUACCUAAAGUCUUCAUUUUUAACAAAACACCUGGGAAUUUAUCAUUUGUUACAAAGGCACUGUAAGGGAAGAGUCAGGCCAGUAGGUAGUGGGUUGCAUUACUACAGUAGCUAUUUUACUUUAGAGACCAAAGAACUGAAAGUGAUUUUAAUUAAGCAUAUUACUUAGCACCUUUUUUAAAAAAAACUUAAGUGUUGAUUUAUUCCUUUGGACUAUCCAUUUAAUUGGGGGCUGGCAUAUUGAAAUUCAUUUAAAUUUCUUACCCCCCCCCCCCAAAAGAAGAGUUGUCUGGCUAAAUUCUCUAUUCUUUCUUGAAAACUAACCAAAAAUAUUUUCAGUGAGUUAUGCUGUGUUAUAACUGAUGUGUUUCAAGGUCCCUGAUGCAUGUGUAUAUAUUUAACAAAAAAGCUGCCUCUUGGUCACUUGGUAACCAUGUCGACUGCAGCAGGGCAUGGAAGAAAAUUGCAUGUUAUAUUGUUUUAGUUUUUAACAGGAUCAAUCCAUGCACAAAUAUUGCAAUAUUUUGGGGAAAAAAAAUUAUUUAAUGUUUUUCUGGACAUGAUUGGGAGCCUUUUUCAAGAGAUGCUUCAGUUUUCAACUACAUAUUUCCCACUUAUGAGAGUCCUAUAACUAAUGAUUCUAAUUAUUCAAAGUUGUUCAUUUGUUUCAGUUUUCAUUAUACGAUGUACUAAGAGUAUUGUUCAUAACUACCUGCACACAUACUAUUUUAGAAUAUUAUAGAGAGAGGAUUUUUAACAAUUAAAUAAAAGGAGUAAAUUCACUCCUGUUGACUCUGGGUGGCCAGCAAUGUGCAACCUUGCAUUUUUAAGGUUUUUGGUGAGCAUGCCACUGGCAUAGCAAGCAUUUAGUGUCUUUCUCAAAUUGCCUUUGAAGAUGGUGGUGAGUUGCCAUCUUGAGUCACAGCAUCUUUUGGAUGACAGCACUCUUGGGGUGUUUGUCGUUGGGGAGUUCCUGGAUUCAGACCCAGCGAGGAUGGUGUGUAACAAAGGAAAACUUGCAAGUGGUGUUCCUAUAUCCCUUCUGUACUUUUCAUUCCAUGUGUUAAAGGAAAAGGGUUUGGGAGUUGAACUAGCUUUGUGAGUUUCUGCAAUGCAUUUUCUAGAUGGAACACAUUGCAGCUUUUGAUGGAGGCAGUGAAUGUUUAAUAUUACACUAAUUUCUAUGAAAAAUUUAUCACCCAAAUAUAGUUAUCUUCUUCAAAAUGGCUAUAAAGUACUGGCAUUGAAGACUACUGCUAAGUAAAUGCUAGAAUAUAUCUCAGACAUAAGUACAUGGAAUUUUCUUUUUUUUUAGAGCAUCUGAUCAUGGCUUUUUUGGUAGAAAUAUCACACUUUACCGAUUUAAGCCCAUGGUGAUUUAUUAUUGACUGAACUAUUUGCAAGGGAAUUGUUUUAUUCUACAUUCUUGCACAAUUUCUGUUAGGUUGAAUUAUCAAGUCUUCCCAAUGGAAUUUUAUCUAGGCGCAAGUGCUAAAUCUUUAGAGUAUGAAUAUUUGCAAAUGUUGAAUUGUAUAAACUAAAAGCUGUAUAGGAGAUAGCUGUUUUUUCUAAAUUAAAUUAAUUUGCAUCUUAGGCAGAGUAGACCCUGAGUUAGAACAAAGGUUAUACAGGAUGUGAAAGAUAUUUGGGUAUGAAAUACAUGUGUGUUAGAGUAAAAAACAACUUGAAUUGCAUAAUAUGUAUAAUCACAAAUAUUAUAAUGAAAUUUGCCAGUUCUUCUGUAUAGCCACAUUUACUUCCAGGGACACUGAAAUUAAUUUAUUUUCCCUACUUCAAUUAUUACUGGUUUGCUAUAAUAUCUAUAAGUUGUCUUAAUCUUUUCAAAAAUGAAGUUUUUCUCUGGUACCACACACCUAGUUAGUAGCAGAAAUUGCCCAAAAUUUCUUCAAAGCAAAACACAAUAUUUAAAAAAAAAAUUUCUCGUGUUAUGGUCUCCUUUUUGAGGUUUGCUAUUUUAUUUGGGAAAAGUUCCUGACACAUUUGUUAGUAAGCAACAAUAUAAAUAUGUUAGGACAUAUUAAUUUAACAGUCUGCAUGUUUUUAUUUAACCAGCACUAACCAGCUAUUUAUUUCAUGAAGGUCUAGAUAAAUUGCAUUGAUACACAAUCUGGAGCUUAAUUUGUGGUUUUGAAUUGGUUCACUCUAUUUUCCCUGAACUAUUUCCAUCAAAUGAUUUUUAUCAUGAGCUCCUCAGCAGCCUGGUGGUGCUUUAGGCAAUCUGAUUAAACAAUAUGUUAUACAAACUUAAUGAAUGGGUUUAAAAUAAUAUUUUAUAAAGAAACUUGAACAUGAGAUGCUGCUGUGUUAUGUUUUAUCUGUGUUUGUAAAUGUUUUAGUCAGACUACUGUUUAAAUUAAACUAAGACCUAUAUGCUGCAUUAAUUGUGAACUAGUGUUUGGAAUCAGGACUGCAGAAGUGACUACUUUUUGUAAAGAUGAUAUUCAAUGGAAGGAAAACAGCUUUUAUUCCAAAAAAAAACCCUGAAAAAACUUGAUGCACCAUGUAUGUUCUGUUCAACUGAUAUUUUCUUAUAUGUAUAUAAUAGCAAAGAUUCUAUGUACUAUAAUUUGCGGGUGAGAAAAUAGAAGUUUCCUAUUAAACAGUUGAAUUUAUUCUGAUAUAAACUCCUAUUUAUUUUUAUGUAACUAUAUAUAUCAUAAUACAUAUUUUGCUGUGCACAUUUAGAUUGCCUUAAAUGGGAAUUUAUAUUUUGGGAUAAUGUAUUUAAAUCAUAAUUGUGUAUGAAUGCAGUUUAAUGGUGGAAGCUUUGUAUCAUGUAAUUUAUAA